AUGGCGUCCAUACCGUCCACCCCUCUCGACCUGACCCCUGGCGCCUGGUGCCUCCUAGCCCUCAGUAUCUACACAAUCUACUUCUUAAUAUCCACAAUCUUCUCCUGGCACCGUCUCCGGCAUAUCCCCGGCCCCCCACUAGCCUCCCUCUCCUACCUCUGGCUCAUGCGCACCGCUACCAGCGGCGCCCAAUAUUGGCUCUACCGCGACCUGCCCUCCGUCUACGGCCCCCUCAUCCGCGUCGGUCCCAACGAGCUCUCCUCUUCCGACCCGGAAGUCAUAAAACGCAUUAACGGUGCCCGCAACGGCUAUCAGCGGGACCCUUGGUAUCUGGCCGCUCGGUUCGAUCCGUAUCAUGAUAAUAUCUUUACGAUAUUACAGGCUGAGAAGCACGAUAGGCUGAAAGCGAAAAUUGCUGGGGCGUAUAGUGGCCGUGAGACGCCCAGGGCGGAGGGCAUUGUAGAUGAUCAGGUGAAAGCGCUGGUUAAGUUGUUGAGGGAGAGGUAUGUUUCGACACCGGGGAAGAAGAGGGUGGUGGAUUUAGCGGAGGUGACUUCGUAUUUUACGAUUGAUGUUAUUACUAGAGCGGCAUUUGGGGAGGAGUUUGGGUGUUUGAGGACGAAUUCUGAUGUGUAUGGGUUUUUUGAGAGUGUAAAGAAGGCUUGGGCAGGAAUAGCGGUUGCGCUUGAUGUUCCUUGGACUCGGAAUAUUUUGUUCUCGGAUCUGUACUUGCGGGUUUUCGGGCCGAAGCCGACGGACGAGGCUGGGUUGGGAAAAUUAAUGGGGAUCGCCGAGGAGAUAGUGGCCAAAAGGUUUGCGGCUGACGCACGAGAGGAGAAGGAUAUGCUUGGGUCUUUCAUCCAACACGGACUGGACCGCCAAGAAUGCGCGACCGAGGCUCUGUUUAUGAUUAUCGCCGGCUUCGAGAAUACGGCCUCGGUCAUUCGGACAACGUUGUUGUAUCUCAUGUCGUCCCCACGGGUAUAUCAAAAGUUCAAGGCGGAGAUCAUGCAAGUGGUCAGGAAUGGAAAAGUGUCUAGCCCGAUAACUGUUGAAGAGGCGAAGAAGAUCCCUUACUUACAGGCAAUCAUUUAUGAAGGCAUCAGAAUGCGACCCCCGGCUCCUGGACUGUACCCGAAAGCAGUGCCUCCCCAAGGAGAUGUCAUAAGCGGCUACUUCAUACCAGGCGGGACAGCUAUUGGUAUGAACACAGGAGCUUUAGUUCGAUCGAAAGUCCUUUUCGGAGAGGACGCCGAGGUCUUCCGCCCCGAACGUUUCACCGAAGCCGAUGAUGCCACCCGGCUUGAAAUGGAGCGGAACGUCGAGCUUGUGUUCGGGCACGGGCGCUGGAUGUGUGCUGGCAAGGUAGUAGCGUUCAUGGAGUUGAGCAAGAUUUAUUUCGAGUUGUUCCACGCUUUUGACUUCCAGCUUGUCAAUCCGAUGAAGCCUUGGGAUUCUUUAAGUUUCAGCCAGUUUAUUGAAGACAAUAUGUGGGUUCAGGUGACGGAGGCAGAGACGGCUUAGACAAUGGUGUUAUCUCAAUUCUGUCGACGAAGAAGACGUGUUGAGUAAAGCAUUAAGGCAUAAGGGCAUCCAUAUCAUAGCAUUUACUCCGGGUUGGCUAUUCUUUAUUUUCUGUCUUCUAGCUAUGCGUUUUUGUCAUCUAUUGACUAUAUCCUCGGCCUUCCCGCUGAAUCCUCGC
This is a messenger RNA of Pseudomassariella vexata, 1702 nucleotides long. Its product is annotated as BcABA1, cytochrome P450 monooxygenase. The record is from RefSeq and is a predicted model, not a curated record. The transcript is spliced from 5 exons. Lineage: Eukaryota; Fungi; Ascomycota; Sordariomycetes; Amphisphaeriales; Pseudomassariaceae. Gene Ontology annotation, molecular function: heme binding; oxidoreductase activity, acting on paired donors, with incorporation or reduction of molecular oxygen; iron ion binding. The coding region runs from base 1 to 1524 and encodes 507 amino acids.